AUGGCACCAUCACGAACACAGACAGAUCUCAAGAAGCUUGCCUCUGCCAGAAAAACAUCAGGUGGCAUCCAAAAGAGUCGUGGCUUCGUCAUUCCAAAUGGUCGAGGAACACUUAGCGAGAAGACACAAAGACGAAGAAUCAACCAGUCCAGUAUGUUUCUGACAGAUUCGUAAAGGUGCCAAAAUAUUAAUUGGUACAGUUCUUGCUCGUCGCCUCCAAAGCUCUCUUUCUCUCCCAGAUAACGAAGGCGUUGCCCCCGACACUGGCGCGACAAAAUUAUACGUGCUGAGACCCAAGAAAGCAGAAAAUUCAGAUGUCAAUACGGAGAUUCAGAUUCUUGACACUGUGGAGAAGAAGCCCAAGGACUUGAACCAUCAACCUGAAAAGCCAAAAGACUGCGCGCCUGAAUUGAAGAAAGAAGUCACCCCAGAUGUCUUGACAGUAGUCCAAUCCCUCGAUCUUCUCAAGCAAGAACCCAAUGACAAGAUCAAAGAAGAAUUCCUCGAACCCCCCAUUGUCAAGAAGGAAUCCAAGUCCAAGGCCCGGCCAAAGAGAGACACCAACGAAACAUUCAGAGGAAGGAUCACGAAAAAGGCACCAGAGCCUAAAACGGGAACGAAAGGAAGACCUACAACGACGAUGAAGUUCAGGAGCUUGGAAAUCGAGGAAGCCAUGUAUGAUCUUGCAUUCACGAAGUGCCAGGGUAAUAUCCAAGGUACAUACUUCUCCUUUUUCCUUUAGGAAGAAUCCGAUAUUGACGUUUUGCAGCGGCCAUCGACGCAGCCCUUUCGUGUGCUCAUCAUGCUGGUCGAAAGACUAUCAACUUACAAGACGCUAGGAUGGCGAGAUACAUGGUCAAUUAUUGGUAA
Molecule: messenger RNA, 870 nt
Organism: Hymenoscyphus albidus
Lineage: Eukaryota; Fungi; Ascomycota; Leotiomycetes; Helotiales; Helotiaceae
Source: the annotation of a GenBank genome assembly